CUCGCGAGGCCGGCCUGUGGGGCGGCCGCCACGGGGACGGGGCGGGGCGGCCGGGCCGCGGGAAGGGUGCGGGGCCCGCCCCGCCUCGGCCGGGGUGGAUGAAGUGAGGGUCUUGGACCGGGUGGCUCUGAGGGGCCCUCCUAGGCUUGACAGGCUGCGCUCAAGGCCGGGCGGCUGUCGACACAAAUCGGGCGCAGAGCUUCUUCCCCGGGAGGCAGGUGUUGGGUGUCUUUGGCGUCUCCGUAGGAAACCAGAGAAGAGCUGUGACUGCUCCCCUCAGGGAGGCCUCAGGGCCUGCCCUGGAAACGAGGAUGGCUGCCAGUGUUUGGGGGCUAACCUCGUCCUUGCUCUCCACGGGGUAUACCGGAGAUAGCGCUUGCCUUCGAGAAUCGCCCCUCCGUGGGUUCUCCCCCGCACUCUUUGUUCAGUGGCCUAGGCUUUCUGAGAAAGGAGCACUUGGUAUAGAGAGGAGUAACCCACUUUCCCGGGACUACAAAGCUGGGAGUUAAGCGCAGAGUUUAAACGUUGGGUUCGGAGGCUUUUUUGACUAGGUGAAUAGUUGUCACACCGAGAACCGCCUGUGGUCCUAGGGAAAGACCUUUGUGAUCCAGACUUGAGGCUUAUUUACGUUUGGCCUGUUUCCAUGCAAACUGUAAAGCGCUUUGGGUUAGCUGCCCUCAUCCAGAGUAAACACUGAGCUGAGCAAUGCCCUUCCUUGGGCACUCUUCACACAGUCUGUACUUGGCCCAGCUUCUCUUGAAAUGUUCCCUCCUUCACGUCAUUUAGAUAAAUCAGAUAGAUGUUUUUUGCUUAAUGCAUUAAACAACUACCGUAAUCAGUCAUAACCACAUUACAGGGAAAUUGGAUGUAAUUAGGACCUGUCAAAUGUGCUUAAGUCCAGGUUCCGCCAUACUGAUGCUAAGCAGCUUCCUUGGUCUUCCCACACUUGAGUAUUCUACGUAUAACAUGAAAGCUGCGAAAUAGAUCAUCUUUUAGGCUUCCCCCUCUUUCAGAUGUCUGUGAUUCUGUGAAUUUCAUGACCUCCCCCCCCCUUCCCCACUCUUUUACUUUUCAAACCCAUUCUUUACCUCCAGAGGAAUGGGCAUUGAGAGUAGAAGAUGGGAGUCUCUUUCCCUAAAACACCCUGGUUGGGAAACGAUGGUAGUUCCUGACUUGGUUUUCUUCCCUGGACAAGAAAAAUUCCCUCUGAACUACCUUUUUCUCCUUGUGAUAACAGCAGAAACCGAGCAGCAACAGCCCUUGGAGAGAGACUAAGUUUUUCUUGACUUCUACGGUGACAGAGACCUUGAGAAAGUUGGUACUUCUGGCCUACGCUGCCAACAUCCUACCACCCAGCCCAAGACAGCCCACGCUGGACAUUAGUGCCUCCCUCUUUAUUCCUCUGUGAUCAUCCAGAUCAGCACCUGACUGUUUAUUUUCAAAUCUCACAAACCCAGUUCAGUCCUCAGAUCUUCGUAAUUUUGGUUCUCAGCUGCUCUUGAAGGACAGUGACUUGUUAUCACCACAACAGCAGAGCCUGCCAUCCCCAGCAGAUCUACAGUCAGCCCCUGACAUCACCCCCUCCCUGGUCUCCCUCUGUGGCCUCCUAAAUGCCCAUCCCAUUGGCCUGGGUUCAGCUGGUGGUAUGGAGGGGUGCUGCCUAGCACUGACCUGGGAUUGUGUGUGACCCACUGACCCAAUGGACAUCAAAGGCCAGUUCUGGAAUGAUGAUGAUUCGGAGGGAGAUAAUGAAUCAGAGGAAUUUCUCUAUGGAGUUCAGGGGAGCUGUGCGGCUGACCUAUAUCGACACCCACAGCUUGAUGCAGACAUUGAAGCCGUGAAGGAGAUCUACAGUGAGAACUCUGUAUCCAUCAGAGAAUAUGGAACUAUCGAUGACGUGGACAUUGACCUCCACAUCAACAUCAGCUUCCUCGAUGAGGAAGUCUCUACAGCCUGGAAAGUCCUCCGAACAGAACCUAUUGUGUUGAGGCUGCGAUUUUCUCUUUCCCAGUACCUUGAUGGACCAGAACCGUCAAUUGAGGUUUUCCAGCCAUCAAAUAAGGAAGGGUUUGGGCUGGGUCUUCAGCUGAAAAAGAUCCUGGGUAUGUUCACAUCCCAACAAUGGAAACAUCUCAGCAACGAUUUCUUGAAGACCCAGCAAGAAAAGAGGCACAGUUGGUUCAAGGCAAGUGGUACCAUCAAGAAGUUCCGAGCCGGCCUCAGCAUCUUCUCACCCAUCCCCAAGUCUCCCAGUUUCCCGAUCAUACAGGACUCCAUGCUGAAAGGCAAACUGGGUGUACCCGAGCUUCGAGUUGGGCGCCUCAUGAACCGUUCUAUCUCCUGCACCAUGAAGAACCCCAAAGUGGAGGUGUUUGGCUACCCUCCCAGCCCCCAGGUCAGUGGUCACUGCAAGAAUAUCCCUACUCUGGAAUAUGGAUUUCUUGUCCAGAUCAUGAAGUAUGCAGAACAGAGGAUUCCAACGUUGAAUGAGUACUGCGUGGUGUGUGAUGAGCAGCAUGUCUUCCAGAAUGGGUCCAUGCUCAAGCCAGCCGUCUGUACUCGUGAGCUGUGUGUUUUCUCCUUCUACACAUUGGGAGUCAUGUCCGGAGCUGCAGAGGAGGUUGCUACUGGAGCAGAGGUGGUGGAUCUGCUGGUGGCCAUGUGUAGGGCAGCUUUGGAGUCCCCUAGAAAGAGCAUCAUCUUUGAGCCUUAUCCCUCUGUGGUGGACCCCACUGAUCCCAAGACUCUGGCCUUUAACCCCAAGAAGAAGAAUUAUGAGCGACUUCAAAAAGCUCUGGAUAGUGUGAUGUCCAUCCGGGAGAUGACCCAGGGCUCAUAUCUAGAAAUCAAGAAGCAGAUGGACAAGCUGGAUCCCUUGGCCCAUCCUCUCUUGCAGUGGAUCAUCUCUAGCAACAGGUCACACAUUGUCAAACUACCUCUCAGCAGGCAGCUGAAGUUCAUGCACACCUCACACCAGUUCCUCCUGCUGAGCAGCCCUCCUGCCAAGGAGGCUCGGUUCCGGACCGCCAAGAAGCUCUACGGCAGCACCUUUGCCUUCCAUGGGUCCCACAUUGAAAACUGGCAUUCGAUCCUGCGCAAUGGGCUGGUCAAUGCAUCCUACACCAAACUGCAGCUGCAUGGAGCAGCCUAUGGCAAAGGCAUCUACCUGAGCCCCAUCUCCAGUAUUUCCUUUGGAUACUCAGGAAUGGGAAAAGGACAGCACAGGAUGCCCUCCAAGGAUGAGCUGGUCCAGAGAUAUAACAGGAUGAAUACCAUCCCCCAGACCCGAUCCAUUCAGUCAAGGUUCCUGCAGAGUCGGAAUCUAAACUGUAUAGCACUUUGUGAAGUGAUUACAUCUAAGGACCUCCAGAAGCAUGGGAACAUCUGGGUGUGCCCUGUGUCUGACCAUGUCUGCACACGGUUCUUCUUUGUAUAUGAGGAUGGUCAGGUGGGCGAUGCCAACAUUAAUACUCAGGACCCCAAGAUACAGAAGGAAAUCAUGCGUGUGAUCGGAACUCAGGUUUACACAAACUGAGGGGGCCCCAGCCCUCGUACCACCCCUGUUCCCCCAGGAUCCAUCUGCCCUCAUACAAGGGCUCAGGAGCAGCAUGUGAGGCUGCCCUGAGGAAUCAAGGGGCCAUUACCAAGGGGCAGGAAAAGCAUAGAAGAGGCGGCCUUCAUGGUGGAGACUGACCCAGGAACCACUCCACAUUUGGAUGGCCCAGACUGACUCCCUACUCCUGAUUUUCCCAGUUGACUUCACCCUGUUUGUAAAUAAAACAAUAAAAUGGAAGGUGCUGUGGACUGGAUAUGA
Messenger RNA from Prionailurus viverrinus (fishing cat), 3814 nucleotides. It is a transcript of the gene PARP6, whose product is annotated as poly(ADP-ribose) polymerase family member 6. NCBI's taxonomy places the organism in Eukaryota, Metazoa, Chordata, Mammalia, Carnivora, Felidae. The record is from RefSeq and is a predicted model, not a curated record. Gene Ontology annotation, biological process: endoplasmic reticulum unfolded protein response. Gene Ontology annotation, molecular function: kinase binding; protein serine/threonine kinase activator activity; NAD+ poly-ADP-ribosyltransferase activity. Bases 1700 to 3535 code for a protein of 611 amino acids. Gene Ontology annotation, cellular component: intracellular anatomical structure; endoplasmic reticulum tubular network; nuclear envelope. The transcript has 23 exons.